Didymodactylos carnosus is the source of this 690-nucleotide messenger RNA. The record is from the annotation of a GenBank genome assembly. NCBI's taxonomy places the organism in Eukaryota, Metazoa, Rotifera, Eurotatoria, Philodinida, Philodinidae.
AAAGCGUCUUGUUUUGUAGAAUGAAGUGCGUUCUUCAAAAUCGACCACCAGCUCAAUUCGAAAUAACUGACGCUGUUUAUGCUAUAAAGUACGAAGAGCCCCAAAAACACUGUCGUUUGGUUUUAGGGCUUUUAGUAUUUCGAUCGUAACCGAAAAGUCGUCAAUUAUUUCGAAUUGAGCUAGUGUGGAUUUUGAAGAACGCACUUCAUUCUACAAAACAAGACGCUUUCCAGGAUUCUACGAUAUUCCUUCCAAAUAUUAUAGGAUAGACGAAAAGAGAGAAAAGGGUAACGCACAGACACUCCGGUACCAGAGUUAGGCGUUUUUCAUGUAUAGUACAUAAUGUGAGAAACAAGAUAUAUUCUCACGUCGUGUGUAUUAUGAUUUAAAAGUUUAAAAAAGUCUUUUAUUUUAGACAUGACCAAUAAUAGAAUAAUUACAACAUUGUUUACAUGGUUAUGUCUUAGUCUCUUAUGUACAUCCAUACGAUUUGGAUCAGACUCAGAAUAUAGUUCAUCUCAUUCGAUAGAUACGGUUGAUAAUCAAUUAGUAGCCGAUAUUCAUUCACAUCCAUUAUGGAUACAAAAAGAAUUAAACGAUGAUGAUAGUGAUGAAGAUAAUUCGAACGAAUUAAUGUUUAUUCUGAAACGCGCCUCACAUCAACGUUUUCAUGCCAUGAGAGGAAAGUGA